AUGACAAGAUGGACGCAGAUUCAAAGGCAACGCAAUGGACAGAGUAACUCAAUCAACACAGAUAUGACAUCAAGAAAGGAGUCCAUGCCUUUAAUUGACCAGUUCUUUAUGUUCCUGGUGAAACUGCGGUUAGGUUUAUUUCAACAAGAUCUUGGUGUUCGCUUUGGUGUUUCCCAGUCAACAGUGAGCAGGAUUAUCAUCACUUGGGCCAAUUUCUUGUAUUUUCAACUUGGUUCUUUACCAAUAUGGCCAUCAAGAGACCAAAUUGACAUGCACAUGCCGGAAUGUUUUAAAGCGAUGUAUCCCAAAACCAGAGUUGUCUUGGACUGCACUGAACUAAAAAUACAAACACCAUCAGCCAUGUCUCUGAACUCAGAGUUUUACUCUUUUUAUAAAGGGACAAAUACCUUCAAAGGACUGAUAGGGAUCUCCCCUAUGGGAAGUGUGACUUUUGUAUCGUCUGUGUUUGCUGGCUCAAUUUCCGACAAAGAAAUUACGAAACAGUCGGGAAUUAUACCACUGCUUGAAGCUGGAGACAGUGUGAUGGCGGACAAAGGAUUUCUGAUUAGUGAUUUGGUUUCCACCCGGGGUGCAACACUGAACAUACCGCCAUUUUUAAGUAAGCGUGAUCAGUUUACCAAAGAGGAGGUUGAGGAAACCCAAGAAAUAGCUCGUGUCAGGAUUCAUGUCGAAAGAGCAAUUCGACGAAUUAAAGAGUAUCACAUUUUUGAUGCUCCUUUGCCAACUGCAUUGGCUGGGUCAGCUCUUCAAAUCUGGACUGUGCGUUGUCUCUUGACACUGUUCCGUGGUCCAUUAUUCUAA
Messenger RNA from Dreissena polymorpha, 822 nucleotides. RefSeq lists its product as uncharacterized. The coding region runs from base 1 to 822 and encodes 273 amino acids. Lineage: Eukaryota; Metazoa; Mollusca; Bivalvia; Myida; Dreissenidae. The record is from RefSeq and is a predicted model, not a curated record. The transcript has a single exon.